GGAAGUCGAGGGUUGGUGUCGCGUUGUGUCUGAACCUCACGGUCAGCGGCGACCUCACCUUUCCGCAACUUUAUUCUCGACGCUGCAUUCUCGACGGAUAUUGGGAGGAACCGCGUUGGGGAAAGAGAUUCUUCGCUGAGGGCCUUUCGCCAUGACAGUCUUCAGUGUGAAUGUCAAAUGGGGGAAGGAGAUGUAUCCAGGCAUUGAACUGGAUACUGCCGAACCCCCAAUGGUAUUCAAGGCUCAGUUGUUUGCCUUGACGGGAGUACAGCCUCAUCGACAGAAGAUCAUGCUGAAAGGAGCCACCAUCAAGGAUGAGACUUGGAAUGGUGUCAAGCUGAAGGAUGGGGCAACAGUCCUGAUGAUGGGGAGCAAAGAGGAAGAUGUGCCUGUUGAACCAACAGAGAAAACUGCUUUUGUUGAAGAUAUGACUGAAGCUGAGAGGAACAGUGCUUUGGAACUGCCUGUUGGCAUUAAGAAUCUUGGAAAUACCUGUUAUCUUAAUGCAGUUAUCCAGUGCCUGAAAACAGUUCCUGAACUCCAUUCUUCAAUUACGGAAUUCAAGCCCAAGCCUCCUGGACGAGAAGGAGAAUCCUCCUCAAAUCUUCUUACGCUUGCAGUGGAUUCUGGGUCUCUCCUUACGCUGGCUAUCCAGGAAUGCUACCGUACCAUGGAUAGUGGGAAAACUGCCAUGCCAAUGGUCCUGGUCAACCUUUUCCGCACAACCUUUCCCAGAUUUGCUGAACAAGGUGAGCAAGGGAUGUACAUGCAGCAGGAUGCCUCUGAGUGCUGGAAUGAACUUACCAGACUUUUGAUGCAAGAAGUUCCUUCAAAAGAUGCAGAGAAGACAGACAAAAAGUUUUCAUCAUCCCUCAUUGACCAGUACUUCUCUGGAGAGUAUUCAUGUGAGUGGAAAUGCAUAGAAAGUGAAGAAGAAGGCGUGACACAUAACACAGAUAAAUUCCAGCAACUCAUGUGCCAUAUCAACCAAGAUGUAAAGUACCUACAUACUGGUCUUACAGCCAAGAUGGAGGAACACAUUGAGAAAAGAUCACCUGUGUUAGACCGAGAUGCAAAAUAUGUGAAAAAAUCUAAAAUUUCCAGAUUACCAGCCUAUUUAACUGUAGUUAUGGUCAGGUUUUUCUAUAAAGAGAAAGGAGCAGUCAAUGCCAAAAUUCUUAAAGAUGUCAAAUUCCCAAUGAACCUAGAUGUCUAUGAACUUUGUUCACCAGAACUACAGAAAAAGUUACAACCAAUCAGAGAAAAAUACAAGGACAUGGAUGAUAGGAAGCUUGAAGAAGACAAAGCAAAGAGAAGGGGUAAACCCAUUUCGGAGGAUAAGAAGCCAAAGACAAAGAAACUCCCAUAUUCCUUUGAGGAUGAUUUAGGCAGCAACAACAGUGGUUACUACCAGCUUCAAGCUGUUUUAACUCACCAAGGUCGCUCCUCCUCAUCGGGUCAUUAUGUCAGCUGGGUACGAUGGCGUGGUGAUGAAUGGCUCAAAUGUGAUGAUGAUGAUGUCACGCCUGUCACUGAAGAAGAAAUCCUGAGGCUGUCUGGAGGAGGUGAUUGGCAUUGUGCCUACAUUUUGCUGUAUGGUCCAAGAGUUCUAGAGAUUCUGGAUGAAGAUGAGAAGCAGCCAGCAGCUGAAGAGGUCAAGAUGGAAACGGAGUGAGGGAGAAAAGGCAUAGAACAGCUUUGCAAUUUUAGUCAUCUCAAAUCAGGAGAAUAGAUAAUUGUUGAAACUGACAAGAAGAACAGAUUUUUCACAGAUUUUCUUGGGCCACCAAAUGCUAAUGUAAUAUAACACAAGUACUCACAAGGAGAUGAGUAUUUUUUCUUUUAUGAUAGAAUGUAUUCAACUUCCAUAUUCUUAGAUUCAUGUUUUAGGAGAAUGUGGUGAGGAAGAUAUGAUAUUUUGUUAAUUUUAUGGGUAUGGGAGAGCAUACUCUUAAAUGGCAACGUCAUUGCCUUGUUUUCUAAUUAUUGUUUGUAUGUUCAUCCCAAGCUGAGAAAAUGGUUAAAUUAAACUAUUAAACUCAAAA
Molecule: messenger RNA, 2045 nt
Organism: Penaeus chinensis
Lineage: Eukaryota; Metazoa; Arthropoda; Malacostraca; Decapoda; Penaeidae
Gene: Usp14
Product: ubiquitin carboxyl-terminal hydrolase 14-like
Exons: 12
Coding region: 152-1675 (507 amino acids)
Biological process (GO): protein deubiquitination; regulation of proteasomal protein catabolic process; proteasome-mediated ubiquitin-dependent protein catabolic process
Molecular function (GO): proteasome binding; cysteine-type deubiquitinase activity; protein binding
Source: RefSeq, a predicted model, not a curated record